CAAGACUCGAGAAGAGGCCUUGAAUGGACCAAAUUGGGGGUUAUGUGUGCUUGCUGGGAGGUGGUGCUGUGAGCUGGCGCAGCAAGAAGCAGAAUGAGGUGGGAUUGUCUUCAUGUGAGACUGAGUACAUGGCCUUACACCAUGGGGCCAAGGAAGUGGUAUGGCUGAGGCGUUUGUUGGAGGAGUUGGGAGUUGGUCAGGAGGAGCCGACAGUUGUGUUCUGUGACAAUGAGUCUGCAGUGAAGCUGGCCAAGAAUGCUUGUCUGCAUGGGCUGACAAAACACAUAAGGCCUAAGUGGCAUUGGGUGAGGAGACUCCUUGAUAAGGAGGUGCGGCUGGAGAUAGUGAAGACCCAUCAGCAGGCAGCAGAUAUUUUCACUAAGCGUCUGGCGGAGGCGGAUCAUUGGAAGGGCAUGAAGCUUGCUGGGAUGAGUGUGCAUUGAGUAUGCAUGCUUGAGAUGUUGGUAUGGUGGAUGAUGGUUGGCAGCCAGAGGGGGAGAUUGUUGUGUGAUGUCAUCAUAUGCUAUCACAUUCUGUCUGCCUCCCAUCCCAUAUUUUUUCAACUUGCAUGUGUGGUUUGAACGUGUGCAAGAAUUUGUGUGUGGUGUGUUCUGGAGUUUGGGAAUGUGUUUUGUGUUAUUCUGUCUGAGCAGGUAUUUGUGAUAAUAGAUCUUGAGAAGAUCUUUCCGACGCAACAAGAAUCCCUUCAAUCGGAGCAAGAACGCGAAAGCUAUGAAGAUUCAAAGUUCAUGAGCUUGCGUUACAAUUGCGGCGGUUACAAAGUGAAGUUGUGGGGUGACUCUAUAUGGAGUUGGGACCUUUGGGGGUUUGGGAAAUUUGUCACUCACUGUAACAGCUGCAAAUUGGUUGGGAACAACCAAGCUAGGUUGGCAAGGGUGGCCAACUUGGAUGGAUUGGUUGGGAAGGGACAAAUGUCAAAGUUGGGGUUCCUAUAGGGAGGGAAUCUUUGUGCUUAUGGGGUUUCCUUGGUUGGGGACUCUCUUGGGACCUUCCCUCUCAUCCCUCUCUUCCUAUCCCAACCUUUCUCUUGCUCCUUCUAAUUCCUUGUGAGAUUCUUGAACUUUGAUUGAACCCUUGAGAUUGAGUUAAGUUCUCCUCCUACAGCUUACCCCCUAGUGCGUCGAAAGCCAUAGCGUCGCGAAUACUUCAUCAAUCAACGUGAUUCAAAUUGGGAACGGUAGCUGAGAUCAAGAGCUACAACAUAUCCAAGUUUC
Messenger RNA from Closterium sp. NIES-67, 1235 nucleotides. NCBI's taxonomy places the organism in Eukaryota, Viridiplantae, Streptophyta, Zygnematophyceae, Desmidiales, Closteriaceae. The record is from the annotation of a GenBank genome assembly.